Messenger RNA from Epinephelus lanceolatus (giant grouper), 3766 nucleotides. It is a transcript of the gene aste1a, whose product is annotated as asteroid structure-specific endonuclease 1a. Gene Ontology annotation, molecular function: nuclease activity. Lineage: Eukaryota; Metazoa; Chordata; Actinopteri; Perciformes; Serranidae. The record is from RefSeq and is a predicted model, not a curated record.
GCGCUGCAGACUAGAGUAUAAGAGCGGCGGGGAUGCAGCGGGCUGCGCACAGGCAUCAGACCCAGGAUGGGAGUUCAAGGUUUGACCACUUUGAUAGAAAACCACCGGGGUAUUUACCGGGACGUCAAGUUCAGGAGGAGCCGGCUGGUGAUCGACGGCAGCAACCUCAUCCACCUGCUCUACUUCAACUCAGGUCUGGACCAACAUCAUGGCGGGGAAUAUGCUGCGUUUGAGGACCUGCUUGAGAACUUCGUCAAAGCCCUCAGAGACUGCAGGAUCACGCCGUACGUGGUUUUGGACGGAGGGUCAGACCACACCGACAAGAAGCUCCAAACUGUGACUGAAAGAGCCAGGGAUCGGAUCAAGAAAGCCCAUCAAGUGGCGGAGGGUGUUGGGCGGGCGGGCAUUCUGCCACUACUGGCUAAGCUGGUAUUCAUACAGACACUUGAUCGGCUGGAGGUCCCGGUGGCUGUGAGCUAUGGAGAGGCUGACCAGGAGAUUGCCGCCCUGGCCUAUGAGUGGAACUGCCCGGUGCUCUCUAACGACAGUGACUUCUACAUCUUCAACCUCCCGGCGGGGCUGCUGCCCAUCUCUAACUUCCAGUGGGAGACGGUGCAGCAGAGUGGCUCGCAGAGCUACAUCCGCUGUAAGAGCUACAACACCUCCAGCUUCUGCAUUGUCUUUGAAAUUCAGCACCAACUCCUGCCUGCCUUUGCCGCCUUGGCUGGGAAUGACUAUGUAAAGCUGCAAAGGAUGGAGUCACGCAUCACCUGGGCUCAGUUCGCCCCAGAAGACAGCGCAACAGCAAGCAACCUGGAGGGGCUACUCUGCUGGCUGAAGGGCUUCCACCAGUCUCAGGAGGCCUUUGAGGCAGCGCUGGGGCUGAUGGGAGAGCUGAGCAAGCAGAGAAAGGCGGAGGUGCUGAAGGGCUUGUAUCUGGGGAUGGAGGAGUACCACUUCCCUCCCAGCUCCCUGAAGAGGUUCUUCAUCCAUGGGGUGGUACCUCCAUUCCCAGCAGUGGAAGAGGUGGCGAGUCGUGUCCCAUACUGGAUCCGGCUGCCGCUGACACAAGGCCGGAUGAGUCCAGACAUCCUGGACGUGCUUCUACUGCGGAGGAUGAGCUUCAGUUUCCCCGUGGACCACGCAGACAUGCCCAGCUCUCACCUGAUCUCCAGGCCGCUCCGCCAGUUGCUGUACGGGCUGCUGCUGGGAAAAGGGAAGGAGGUGACGGAGAGAGACAGAGACGGCCUCCAACUUAAAUUCAUCCCAGUCCAAGCUGUCGUCACAGUGGUCACUAAGAAGCUGAAACUCGACUCAUUGGAUCAGGUGGAGCCCUGUGUGCGUCUGCAAGUGUUACUGGAUGCUCUGGGGGUGACUGAGGCCUCCCUGAGCUGCCUGCCGCCUCAGCUGCGCCUCCCGGUGGCCGCCACCUGCUACUGGCUGCAGAGAGCUCAGCCUCGUCCUGAUGAUGCGCUGCUGAAGGCGCUGCUGCUGGGAAUGAGUAUUGGAGACACACCGAGACACAGAGCAGAUCUCAAGAUUCAGAUUCAACGCAGACCAAACCUGGACGUGGGCGUGGCUAGUGCCUUCAACCAAUGGAAGACCUGCCUUUCAGUCAGCAUCAAGCUGAACCAGGUGCUCAGCUCCCCCUUACCUACUCCUCAGAUCGCCAGGUUGUACAAGGGGACGCUGGUCCACCAGCUGGUCCAUAGGAUGAGGUCAGGAGGAAAAAUGAGGCUGUUUCAAAAAGACAAUCGCAAGAGUGUGAAACUCUACAACACAAUGCAGGCCGUCGUCCAUCAGUGUUACACUCGGGAGGCAUCAGCGCCCUCGGACAGCCAGCAGAGAGCGGCGGCUCCGCAGCGGCAGCCUCUGGACGACCUGACCGUAGGCCUGCAGCAGCUGUUCCUCCUGUACGGGGACGGCGACAAGGAGGCUGUGAAAGAAGCUGACAGCAUGCUACAGGUACAGGAGGAUCUGCAUCUAAACGACAUGGUGGCAGUGAGAACUCGGUACAGAGCCAAAGAGAGAAGCAACCGGUGCAAGAACCCAGUACUGGCCCGUAAAGAGGAGUGCAGGGGCUGGGACCUCCUCUGAGCUAAGACGUCCUGUUCAUGGACUCUCUGGACACAAAGACUUCAGACGUCCCUCCUGGCGUUCACACUCCGGGGGUUGUUUUUAUGCACUGCAUUUACACGUCAAUAUAUUUUUUCAAAUUGUUGUUUCUAUCAGUACUUGAAAGAAGAACACAAAUUUUACACAGCGAGAGAGCCUCUUUUUUGUUUUUUCUCCCAGAGGAAGUUGACUUUUCGGAGCAUUUGUGCCGUCAUUACCGGCUUCCAUACUGUUCUAUAUAUAUAUAGCAGCACUUUAAAAAAAAAAAAAAAAAAAAAAAUCUUUUGUAAAACAAUAAUCCCUGUGUCAAAAGUUCAAGAACUAACCUUCAAAUCAUCUUCUGUUCUCUGUGCUACGACACAAACAUCUGGUAGAGGUUGAUUUUUCGGAGCAUUUGUGCCACCGUAUAGUUUUGUUUGUUUUUUUUUGGUAAAAAUAUUCUUUUAAAAUUGAAGACUUUUGUAAAAUUUCAAUCCCUGUAUCAAAAGUUCAAGAAUUAACCUUCGAAUAAUUAUUCUCUGUGCUACGACACAAACAUCUAGAAGAGGUUGAUUUUUUGGGGCAUUCGCGCCGCUGUUUCCGGCUUCCGUACUGUUCUGUUUAUAGCAGCACUUUUUAUUUUUAAUUUUAAAACAUUUGAAAAAUUUGAGUUUUUUGUAAAAGUCUUAAUCCUGUAUCAAAAGCUAAAGAAUUAAUCUUUAAAUUAUUUUUCGUUCUCCUCUGAGCUAUGACACAAACGUAUGGCGAUAAAUUUGUCUCAGUAUUAUUUGUGAACACAUCAACAGUCCGUGUGCAAACGUGUUAUCUAUAAAUAUAAAACACCUUCCGCAAAUAUAAAAAAGAUUUGAAAACUCACAAAACUAUUUUGCAAACAUAAAAUGGAUCUGCAAACACACAAAAUCCACAAAUUAAAAAAAACUUUGUCACUCCAAAGUUGCUGAAAUACAUGCUUGGGCAGCGACUUGCUGCAUCAGACACUGACAAAAAAAAUCCGUCCUUUAACGUCAGCAUGAUAAGCAGCUGGUCACCAUUAUAGUUUUACAGUGUUCGGGUCGUCGGGGGGAAACACGGCGGGACAAGACCUAAAGGUAAGGCUGAUCACGUUGAUACGCGAUGAGGUCAGAGUGAGAACGUGUUCUUAUUUCAAAAUAAGCAGGAGAUCACGAGCUUAGACUCAUGGAAAGUUGAUCUCAAAACUCUGUGUUUGUGAAAUACAAAUCCACAAACACAGAGUUUUGAGAUCCACAUUUGUCUUUUUGAUUCAAAAAUAAAACUGGAUUCCCAAGUAUCUGAAAGUUGUAAAUGUUCAGAGGAAACUCAAAAAUACUUAAAAUUUAUGUGUAAAGUAGUUUAAUGCAUUCACAGAUUUCUUACUUUUAUCAGUGACAUUUGUGUAUGUGCAGAUCCAUUUUAUGUUUGAGUUUACAAAUUUUAUUUUAUUUUUUUAAGGUGUGAGGCGUUUCAGAUUUACAGAUUUACACACAAAUAAUAUUGACACAAGUCUGACUCCGUACAGAUGUCACAGCGUGAGGUAAUUGUGAAGGACUGAAUGAAGACAAACUUGGAAAAGUUAAAUUUUAUGAUGAAGAAUUGUAUUUUUUUAUUGUUUAAUGUUUGAUGUGUGAAUAAACUUCAAACUCUGGUGCUCAAA